This is a messenger RNA of Panthera uncia (snow leopard), 4741 nucleotides long. It is a transcript of the gene DAB2, whose product is annotated as DAB adaptor protein 2. Lineage: Eukaryota; Metazoa; Chordata; Mammalia; Carnivora; Felidae. The record is from RefSeq and is a predicted model, not a curated record. Bases 677 to 2986 code for a protein of 769 amino acids. Gene Ontology annotation, biological process: positive regulation of endocytosis; negative regulation of canonical Wnt signaling pathway; receptor-mediated endocytosis. The transcript has 15 exons. Gene Ontology annotation, cellular component: plasma membrane.
AUUAGCAGAUUCCACCGUGCAUCUGUCUAAACUUCAAGGACCAGAUCAAGUUACAUUUAUUUAAUGACCGUAAUAGGGACAAUAAAGAGAGGGUACACAGGGAACACCUAUCUAAUCACCUAUAUCUAUCCCAUGUUUUCCGUAAGUAUUCAAGUAUCAGUCACUUCCAAGCACAGAAUUUUCCAGUAGGUCAUUACUAGUUCAGGGACUAGACAAGAUUGCUCUAAAAGCUAUGAAACAUGUUGCUUAAAUGGUACAUUUUUUAUGAACCAGGAACACUUCCUUUAUAGUGAGUCAUUGAUGCUGACGUUCCUGUGUAGGCUAACCAGAAGCCUUUUUGUAGUUCAACAAAAAUAUGAAUGUAUCAUAAUGGGCCAGGAGGUCUCAGUGGAAGCUCAGCAAAGUGGCACGUGAUAAGCAACAAUUGCUACUAGUACAUCUUACGCUAAACUAUAGACCCACACGGCACCAUCAUGUUUUAUCAUCUUCCAAAAACCCAAUGGGGAUGGUGUGCAUUUAAGAGGCCCGGGAGAAGAAAGAACUCUCCUUCCAUCCGCUUAUUCUGGGAAAGGCUCCUGUGGUAUCUGUAGCAGGUUAUGUUCGUUUGAGACUGCGGGGAUCGCCUGGUGUCACUAGCCUUCUGCUGGUGCUGGAGUUGGCUGUCUGCCUUCUUGCCAUGUCUAACGAAGUAGAAACGAGCACAACUAAUGGUCAGCCUGACCAACAGGCUGCACCAAAAGCACCGUCGAAGAAGGAAAAAAAGAAAGGCUCUGAAAAGACAGAUGAGUAUCUUUUGGCCAGAUUCAAAGGUGAUGGUGUAAAAUAUAAGGCCAAGCUGAUUGGCAUUGAUGAUGUGCCCGAUGCAAGAGGGGAUAAAAUGAGCCAAGAUUCUAUGAUGAAACUAAAGGGAAUGGCGGCAGCUGGUCGGUCUCAGGGACAACACAAACAAAGGAUCUGGGUCAACAUUUCCCUUUCUGGGAUAAAAAUAAUUGAUGAGAAAACUGGGGUAAUAGAGCAUGAACACCCAGUAAAUAAAAUUUCUUUCAUUGCCCGUGAUGUGACAGACAACCGGGCGUUUGGUUAUGUGUGUGGAGGAGAAGGCCAGCAUCAGUUUUUUGCCAUAAAAACAGGACAACAGGCUGAGCCAUUAGUUGUUGAUCUUAAAGACCUCUUUCAAGUUAUCUAUAAUGUAAAGAAAAAGGAAGAAGAAAAGAAAAAGAUGGAAGAAGCCAACAAGGCAGUAGAGAAUGGGAGUGAGACCCUCCUGACCCUUGAUGACCAAGCUAACAAACUAAAAUUGGGUGUUGACCAGAUGGAUUUGUUUGGGGACAUGUCUACACCUCCUGACCUAAAUAGUCCAACAGAAAGCAAAGAUAUCCUGUUAGUGGAUCUAAACUCUGAAAUCGACACCAAUCAGAAUUCUUUAAGAGAAAAUCCAUUCUUAACAAAUGGCAUUACCUCCUGCUCUCUUCCUCGACCAAAGCCUCAGGCAGCUUUCUUGCCUGAAAAUGCCUUUUCUGCCAAUCUCAACUUCUUUCCCACCCCUAAUCCUGAUCCUUUCCGUGACGAUCCUUUUGCACAGCCAGACCAAUCGACACCCUCUUCGUUCGAUUCUCUCAAAUCUUCAGAUCAGAAGAAAGAGAAUUUGAGUAGUUUGUCUCCUCCACUGAGUAACGGGCCCCUGAAUGGGGAUGUUGAUUACUUUGGUCAGCAGUUUGACCAAAUCUCUAACCGGACUGGCAAACAGGAAGCUCAGGCAGGCCCGUGGCCCUUUUCAAGUACGCAAACACAGCCAGCAGUGAGAACUCAAAAUGGGGUAUCUGAAAGAGAACAGAACGGCUUCCAUGUCAAAUCCUCCCCGAACCCUUUUGUGGGAAGCCCUCCCAAAGGACUGUCCGUACCGAAUGGCGUAAAGCAGGACUUGGAAAGCUCUGUCCAGUCCUCACCACAUGACUCCAUAGCCAUUAUCCCACCUCCACAAAGUACCAAACCAGGACGAGGCAGAAGGACUGCUAAGUCUCCAGCAAAAGACUUGCUUGCAUCAGACAUCUUUACCCCUCCUGUCUCCGAACCUCCCGGCCAGACAUCACCUACAGGACAGUCUGCAACCCUACAGACCAACCCUCUGGAUCUCUUCAAAACAAAUGCUUCUACCCCAGUGGGACCCCUUGCAGGUCUAGGUGGUAUACCAGUUAGUCCCCCUCAGGCAGGACCAUGGAACCCAACAUCUUUAGUCUUCAAUCAGUCCACGUCAGUGGUCCCGGGAGCCAUGAUGAGUGGUCAGCCUUCAGGAUUCAGUCAGCCAGUUGUUUUUACCACAAGCCCAGGUGUUCCAAGUUGGAAUCAGCCGUCAUCCUUUGCAGCUUCAACUUCCCCUCCAGGCCCUGUUGUUUGGGGCCCGUCAGCCUCUGUGGCACCCAAUACUUGGUCAUCAACAAGCUCUUUGGGGAACCCUUUCCAGAGCAAUAUUUUUCCAACUUCUGCUAUGUCUUCCCAGCCCCCUCCUAUGCUCUCCUCUCUCCUGGUCACUCCUCCUCAACCACCUCCCAGAACUGGCCCUCCAAAGGACAUCUCCAGUGAUGCCUUCACUGCCUUGGACCCACUUGGGGAUAAAGAAGUGAAAGAGGUGAAAGAAAUGUUCAAGGACUUUCAACUUCGGCAGCCACCUGCUGUGCCUGCAAGGAAGGGAGAGCAGACUUCCUCUGGGACUUCAAGUGCCUUCUCCAGUUAUUUCAACAGCAAAGUUGGCAUUCCUCAGGAGAAUGCAGACCAUGAUGACUUUGAUGCUAAUCAACUGUUGAAAAAGAUCAAUGAACCACCAAAGCCAGUUCCCAGACAGGGUUCCCUGCCAGUUACCAAAUCUGCUGACAAUGCAUUUGAGAACCCUUUCUCUAAAGAUUCUUUCAGUUCAUCACAAGCCUCUAUGGCUUCUCAACCCACAUCUCCUGAUGUAUAUAGGGAUCCUUUUGGAAAUCCUUUUGCCUAACUUCUGAACUUGAUAUGCUGACUAUCCAGAGGAACAAAAAGGUUGGCCUUAGUCAAGGACAAAGCUAAUAUCCAGAUGCCUUGACCUCUGUUCUUGUUCCAGCUUUGACAUAUUCGCUGUUGCCUUAUUUCUUGUUGCCUCUUCCACUUGUAAAAUGUCUUUCACUUUCUGUUUAGAUUAAAGCUAAACUAAAUCUAUGGCUUUAAAUAAAUUAAGACUUUAAAUUCUCUAGCUUAAUGUAAAUGAAGUAGUUUCCCUAUUUGAACAGUUGCCUAGUGUGUUUCUAGAACUUUCUAGAACACUCUACCAUGGGCCCUCUGGUUGGGAGAUGCAGCCAUCACAGCUCCUCAAAUGACACUGUUUUGAAUACAUUUUAAAAUCCUUACUGUUCCAAGUUGUUUGGGGGUUCUAUUUUACUGCAAAGAACCUAAAGGUUAUAGCAUAACAAGGCACCUUCUUAAGUCUUGCUUCAUAUCAACAUUUAGAGAGAAUUUUUAAAGUAAAUCUGAAGCAAGUCCAACUUCUAGACACUUGGGAAUCUGACACAUUUAAGAACCUUUUUAAAAACAUAGUUUCUCUUUCUGAAGAUUAUUUUCUCUCAAGGGUAAGACUGCUCUUGUUUUCCAAUCUCUUGCUAGAUACUGCAAAUGAGGGAAAAGCAUUAUUUGUCUCUCCUUUCCUCUUCCCUGUGAUUCUUUUUUCAGUCAGUUUUGCUCCUAGGUUCAUAUGGCAUUACUUCCCUUUCACAAGCAACAGAGUUUUAUGGGGUAAAAAUACCUAAUGAUUCAUGGAUCUGAAAUGUCUCUGCCUUCUCAGUAAUUGCUAAGCCCAGUAACUGGAACUGCAAAUGGACACAACCUUUAUCCUUUCUAUGGAAUAGGAGGCCAUCCUCUUGAGCUGAAGUUCCAGAAGAGCAGUUAAUGUUGAAGAAAAACUGAACUCAACUCAGCAAUGAAGGACUGUAUUCUGAAGAGUAACACAUCACAAAGUUCAAUGUGAUUGUGCCAAACAUGUUAGGUGCUUAUUUGGGGUCAUGCUAGACCUUUAUCAAGUAACUGGAAAACUUUCUUGAAGCCACAGUCUCAUAGUUAGUAGGAAGAUAAAUGGUGGGGAAGGGGGAGAGAAGCUGUAAAACAAGUAUUUGGUGUUAUCAUUGAAAAUCUAAUGUCUGCAGUAUUUUUCUCCUCAUAACCUUGGAAACUCUCCCAGUUCAUUUCCAGUCAUAUUGUUAGCCAAGUUCUGAAGGAUUUGUUCUUGCCAAAAUGAGUUUCACUUUGUUAUGUUCAUGUUGGUUUUUUAAAUGUUGUCUCUUGACCCCUAAUGCUCAGGUUCUUGUGGGCGUUAAUCAACCAUACAAUGUUACCUUUGAGUAGAAGAGGAGGAUGACUGCUCAGGAUCUAAACAAAUGGUGGCCUCAUGGACCUUUAUUGAUCAGCCCCAAGUAGUCCAAGCUAAAGUCCUGUGGUUUUAUUUUUAAUGGUAAUAGCUGAUUAUGUAUGGCAUAAUUUUCCAUCUGGCUCCCUACUCAGUCGUUAUAAACACAGACCUGAAAUAGUAUUUUAUGUGUCCAAAUACCUGAAUGUGCUAAACUGGAGGCAAUUAUUUCUAGGUAGUUGAAUUUUUGAAAGUAGAAAAAUUUUGAAAGUGAUGAUCAGCCACACAACUGUUUUGUACAUACUUAUUUUCUUGUGCACUUUUUUCUGUAUGCAAAUAAAGCUAUAAAUUUACUCCUUUCAAUAAACUGGAAUGGCAGAA